This is a messenger RNA of Cooperia oncophora, 348 nucleotides long. The record is from the annotation of a GenBank genome assembly. Lineage: Eukaryota; Metazoa; Nematoda; Chromadorea; Rhabditida; Trichostrongylidae.
AUGGAAGAAGUUCAACGGUAUUAUCCAGACAAAGCUAGAGUGGUGAACAUUGGUAAUACUGAAGAAGGACGACCUAUCAAAGGUGUUCUCCGCCCAGUAUCGCCGGUAGGUUCCGAGUUGCCUAGUUGGGACCACAGCCAGCAUUUCCAACUGGGUAGUCCGGUGUCCGCCAGGCGUGGUGGACAUGGUCCUAAUCGCGGAUGCGUUGAUGAGCGCUUUAUUCAGAUCGGCACCGGAGUUCAUCGGACUGAUAAGCGAGUGAUUUGGAUUGAUGGUGGUAUUCAUGCCAGAGAAUGGGCAGCUGUUCACACGGUUAUCUAUAUUAUCGAUAGAGUGAGUGACCUCUAA